UACACUACAAGCUAGCUUUUAAAACCCAUGAUCCCGAAAUGGAAACUUCUUUUUCAUCUUCUCUGCUCUCUUUCCCUUCAAGAAUCAAGAUCCACCCCACCUGCUAUUUGCUCUCCCCACAAACUAAACCGCUUUGGAGAAGAAAGAUGGGUCGUGGGAAGAUCGAGAUCAAGAGGAUCGAGAACCAGACGAACCGGCAGGUCACCUACUCCAAACGACGGAAUGGUAUUAUGAAGAAAGCUCAGGAGCUCACCGUCCUUUGUGAUGCUAAGGUCUCCCUCAUCAUGCUCUCUAGCAAUGACAAGCUCCACGAGUACACUAGCCCCACCACAACAACAAAGAACAUCUAUGAUCUGUACCAAAAGAGUAAGGACACUGACCUGUGGAGCUCCCACUUUGAGAGGAUGCUAGAAGAGCUGAAGAAGCAGAAGGAUAUUAACCAUAGAUUGAACAGAGAGAUAAGGCAGAGGCUGGGUCAGGAUCUGAACGGUGUCAGCUUCGAAGAACUGCGUCGUCUUGAGCUUAAGGUGUUUGCUUCCAAGGAAGUCAUUCGCGCCCGAAAGGACCACGUGAUCAAAACUUCGACUGAAACCUUCAGGAAAAAGAUUAAGAACUUGGAGCAAAGACACAACGGUCUCCUGCUCGAUCUUAGAGCAAAAUGUGAGGAUCCACACUAUGGGUUGGUGGACAAUGGAGGAGAUCACGUGUAUGAAUCCGAAAUGGCCUUAGCAAAUGGUGCUUCCAACCUGUAUGCAUUCCGCCAUCUGAAUCUCCAUGAUGGGGGAUUUGGAUCCAAGGAUCUGCGCCUCGCUUGAUCAGGGGCGUUAGGAGAUGAUCGAUCUGUCACAUCUCCUUCUUCAGACGCACGCUAUCUAAUUAAUAUUGAACUCAUGAUAUGCAGUAUCACUAUGUAUGUAAAACUUGGACUUAAUUGGAGUACUCCAGUACGUAUGGACACAUGCAUGUAUGCAUGUUUGCUAACAAGUAUUGCCUAUUUGCCUCAAACUAUAAUGCAUGGCUUUCUCUUUCACAACUUAUUAUUAUAUAUGUAAACUUUGUGUC
This is a messenger RNA of Corylus avellana, 1062 nucleotides long. Its product is annotated as agamous-like MADS-box protein TM6. Gene Ontology annotation, molecular function: DNA-binding transcription factor activity; protein dimerization activity; RNA polymerase II transcription regulatory region sequence-specific DNA binding. The record is from RefSeq and is a predicted model, not a curated record. Gene Ontology annotation, cellular component: nucleus. NCBI's taxonomy places the organism in Eukaryota, Viridiplantae, Streptophyta, Magnoliopsida, Fagales, Betulaceae. Gene Ontology annotation, biological process: positive regulation of transcription by RNA polymerase II.